Cannabis sativa is the source of this 1685-nucleotide messenger RNA. Its product is annotated as protease Do-like 1, chloroplastic. NCBI's taxonomy places the organism in Eukaryota, Viridiplantae, Streptophyta, Magnoliopsida, Rosales, Cannabaceae. The record is from RefSeq and is a predicted model, not a curated record. Gene Ontology annotation, molecular function: protein binding; serine-type endopeptidase activity. The transcript is spliced from 8 exons. Bases 123 to 1499 code for a protein of 458 amino acids. Gene Ontology annotation, biological process: proteolysis.
UUUUUUGACAUUGGAAAUAAAAAUAAUUUUAAGAAAAUGAGGAAAAAGGAGGCAAAUAUAAGAAUAAUUAUAUAAUUCAAUCCCUUUUGAGCAUCUGUCCGGAAAAAAAGGAAAGACCAGAGAUGGCUGCAUAUUCACUCAUUUCUACGGUCUUCCACUCUUCUCCAACUUUCUCUUCACUUUCUCGCUCAACAAACAGGACCCCAACUCUCUACUUGUCUAAAUCUUCAUCUUCUUCUUCAUCAUCAUCAUCACCACCAUCUUCCUCCUUCCGCAGAACUCCCAUCUCUAUCGUCUCUCUUCUCCGCCACAAGUCCCAUCAAAAUCAGACUCACCACAUCACUCCACUUAAUUCCUUCGAACCUUCUUCCCUCUCCAGACUACUCUCCUCCAUUAAGCCCCUUUCAAUUUCUCUCGAUUCCUUCCUCGUUCUCUGUACCUCCCUAGCUUUGUCUUUUUCCCUCUGCAUCGCCGAUGUGGACCCGGCCUCCGCAUUUGUGGUCACCACGCCGAGGAAGUUGCAGUCCGAUGAGCUCGCCACAGUUCGUCUUUUUCAGGAGAACACACCUUCUGUCGUUUACAUUACCAAUCUUGCAUCCAGGCAGGACGUGUUUACACUCGAUGUUUUGGAGGUUCCGCAGGGUUCUGGGUCGGGCUUUGUUUGGGAUAAAGAUGGUCACAUUGUGACCAACUACCAUGUGAUCCGAGGUGCUUCUGAUCUCAAGGUUACUCUUGCUGACCAGACAACAUACGAUGCUAAAGUUGUUGGAUUUGAUCAAGACAAAGAUGUUGCUGUGAUACACGUUGAUGCACCUAGAGAAAAAUUGAGACCUAUUCCGGUUGGCAUGUCAGCAGAUUUGCUUGUCGGUCAGAAAGUCUUUGCUAUUGGCAAUCCUUUUGGACUUGACCAUACUCUUACUACUGGUGUUAUUAGUGGGCUUCGUCGAGAAAUCAGCUCUGCGGCUACAGGCCGUCCUAUUCAAGAUGUCAUACAGACUGAUGCUGCAAUUAACCCCGGUAAUAGUGGAGGGCCACUUUUAGACAGUUCUGGAAAUCUUAUCGGGAUUAAUACAGCUAUAUAUUCUCCAUCCGGUGCAUCUUCUGGUGUCGGGUUUUCAAUUCCAGUUGACACUGUAAAUGGUAUAGUUGACCAACUUGUGAGGUUUGGUAAAGUUACAAGACCUAUUUUGGGGAUUAAGUUUGCACCAGAUCAAUCUGUGGAGCAGUUGGGGGUUAGUGGGGUGCUUGUUCUGGACGCUCCUGCCAGUGGUCCUGCUGGCAAAGCGGGACUAAAACCAACUAAAAGGGAUACCUAUGGAAGACUCAUAUUGGGUGACAUCAUUACAUCUGUGAACGGGCAAAAAGUAUCUAGUGGCAGUGACUUGUAUAGAGUUCUAGACCAAUGUAAAGUGGGCGACAAGAUAUCUGUGGAGGUGUUGCGUGGUGACCACAAGGAGAAAAUCCCUGUAGUACUGGAGCCUAAGCCAGAUGAGUCGUAACAUAUUGAUUGGACACUGGAUUUAUAAUACACCUCAAAAAUGAGAGAUGCAUUAAUCCUCACUGAAAAUGGUUCUUGUACAUAUUUUUAUUUAUUUUUGUGUACAUACUAACACUAUCAAGUUCAAUUGUCAUUGCAUGCCAACAUUAUCAUGACAUUUGCUUUGGAAACAGCCUAUAUUUUCAUA